CUCAGCCUCAUCUCGAAGGGACUCUUUAUUUGCUAUUUCCCUCUAACUUGUGGGCACUUAACAGGCAAUGCUCAUCAGAUUGCAGAACCAGCCUCCCCCGUGUGGCUUCUUGGCACCAGACCCUGAAGACGUCGGGAGUCAGCUCACAGGGCAGCUUUUGUUAUUCAGUUCUCCACUCCACAGCAUAGCUCCUGAUUUGACCACGCACCACAAUUAACCACUGGGUUCUUCUAAGAGAACAGAAGUUAAGAGUAACAUCAUGGCUUCAGCGGGUCUCCAGCUCCUUGCUUUCAUCCUGGCCUUAUCUGGGGUCUCUGGAGUACUCACUGCCACUAUGCUGCCCAACUGGAAGGUCAGUGCAGAGCCAGGCUCCAACAUUGUAACUGCUAUCGUGCAGGUGCACGGGCUAUGGAUGGACUGCACGUGGUACAGCACUGGGAUGUUCAGCUGUACCCUGAAAUACUCCAUCCUGUCUCUACCCGUCCACGUACAGACGGCCAGGGCCACCAUGGUGCUGGCCUGCGUUCUGUCUGUUUUGGGGACCUGCACUUGUGUAGUGGGGAUGAAAUGCACUCACUUAGGUGGGGACACAUACACCAAGAGCCAGAUCUCCUUGGCUGGAGGAAUCUGCUGCAUGGCUGCAGGGAUCUCUGGCUUAAUCCCAACAGUGUGGUACACCAAGGAGAUCAUAGAAAACUUUCUAGAUGUGACCAUUCCGAAAAGCCACAAAUAUGAACCCGGAGGAGCUGUCUACAUCGGGUUCAUCUCAGCGGUGCUACUACUUAUCUCUGGUAUUAUUUUCUGCACUUCUUAUAUAAAAAAGAACCCAAAACCACGGAUCUACCCCACCAGGCAGAAACAGACCUCUACCUGGCAGCCAGAGAACAGGUUAGCAUAUAACCUGAAGGAUUACGUGUAA
Molecule: messenger RNA, 919 nt
Organism: Microtus oregoni (creeping vole)
Lineage: Eukaryota; Metazoa; Chordata; Mammalia; Rodentia; Cricetidae
Gene: Cldn20
Product: claudin 20
Exons: 2
Coding region: 260-919 (219 amino acids)
Biological process (GO): cell adhesion; bicellular tight junction assembly
Cellular component (GO): bicellular tight junction; plasma membrane
Molecular function (GO): structural molecule activity
Source: RefSeq, a predicted model, not a curated record